Spathaspora passalidarum NRRL Y-27907 is the source of this 1597-nucleotide messenger RNA. It is a transcript of the gene POP4, whose product is annotated as RNase P/RNase MRP complex subunit. NCBI's taxonomy places the organism in Eukaryota, Fungi, Ascomycota, Pichiomycetes, Serinales, Debaryomycetaceae. The record is from RefSeq and is a predicted model, not a curated record. The transcript has a single exon. Gene Ontology annotation, molecular function: ribonuclease P RNA binding. Gene Ontology annotation, cellular component: ribonuclease MRP complex; ribonuclease P complex. The coding region runs from base 75 to 851 and encodes 258 amino acids. Gene Ontology annotation, biological process: rRNA processing; tRNA 5'-leader removal.
GUUUAAUAUACAUCAUCACCAUCACCAUCACUAUCAUCAUCAUCUCUACCAACAUCACCAUCACCACUACCACGAUGAACAGCAACGAACUUGAGAAACACCUUCUUACCAGAUGUUAUGAUUCCCAGAAUCGAAUAGUGGAGCUUCUAGAACAAAGAUACGCCACUAACGGAGAUCAAAAGUCGUCUAUAGUGUUCACUAAGUCUGAGUCUACCACCACAGCCAAGCUAUUCUCCAAUGACACACCCACCAUAAGCAGAGCCCGACUUCAAACCACCAGGAAAUCUCUCAAGGCAUACAUAUCAAGUACCCUCGCAAACCAACGCAAACUUAACAAACGAAUAAAACAAUACAAGCGAAAGUCUCACACCACCAGUCCAUUCCCAAGGGACAAACUCAUUGAAGAACAUCGCAUCCCACAAAUCACCCAGUUCAUCCACAUGAAUAAACUCUGGCAAAAGUAUAUGCAAGACUUGCUCUUUCCCAAUGGCCAAAUACAAGCUUUACCCAACAUAUUACCCAAGUUGUCGUCGGCAGAUUUCAAUGGAUGUUUGGUAAAAGUUGUUCAGUCGAGGAAUAGAAACUGUGUCGGCAUGCAGGGGAUUGUGGUGUGGGAUGCCCAGCAUUCAUUUGUGGUUUGUGUGCCUGGGACUGAUGAAGACAUUGGUGGGUUUAAAGUCAUACCUAAACAGCAUACCUUGUUUGCAUUUGACUUGAUAUUGCCUAGUAAGGAAGAACAGGAAGAGGAAGAGUGUAUACCAUUUACAAUUAUAGGUUCACGGUUCGAAGUACGGUCCGUAGAUCGUUCUGGUAAAAAGUUCAAGAAUCAUUCCAUUGACGAUAUUCUAUAGACGUUGCUUUAGUUUAUUUAAUUGUAAUUGUAACAAUUCAUGUUGUGGUAGUUUUUCUAUAAGUGAGUCAAUCUGACUUGCCACCUUUUCCUUCUCUUGUUCGUCUAGAUUGCCUUUAAUGUUGAGUAACUGGUUAACUUCGUCCAACACUUUACUGGAAGUGACUUCUUGAGGAACGUCAAGUAUCUCCUCAAACGGUCUAUUGAACAUUUUCGUGUCCUCACUAUUGAUGAAAUCAUGCAAGUCAGACAACACGUCAUCCAUAAACUUUUCUUUACUUUCUUGUUUCUCUUCGUAUAUUCCCAACCCAUUGACUUCAUUAUGCAUGCCUUUAGACAAGUCCGACAACGUUUCGCUCAAUUUAAUAAGUUCAUAAUAGUUGUCAUAAAUGAUUGACUUCUUGGCCAGAUCUUGACUGUUUAACGUAUGGGUAAUCCUAUUCCUCAACUUGAGGAUGUCAUUAAUGGAGGAAUUUUGGAUUAUAUUGUUGAGUUCCUCAGGUGACGGAAGUGAAUCCGGGUCGGAUUUCUUGGUAGUUGGUUCAUCACUGGAUAUGUUGUAGAAAUCUUGUAAGGCCCGACGUCGACUCAGAACUUUUCUUGCACCAGCGUGGUGUUUGACUUUUGGUGAAGCUGAUUGUGAUUGUGGGUUAGGUGAAGAUGCUGGGACUGCAGGAGAUGCCGGUGAUUCCCGUGAUGAUGGGCGUUUAUACGAGAGAAUUGGUUCUGACAUCGUUGUCUUGUCUA